Messenger RNA from Sitophilus oryzae (rice weevil), 1866 nucleotides. Its product is annotated as retinitis pigmentosa 1-like 1 protein. The transcript has 8 exons. The record is from RefSeq and is a predicted model, not a curated record. The coding region runs from base 213 to 1844 and encodes 543 amino acids. Lineage: Eukaryota; Metazoa; Arthropoda; Insecta; Coleoptera; Curculionidae.
CCACUACUGCUCUGAGUAACAUUGGUGGUAGUUUAGCAACCAAUUUAGGUUUAGUAGAUAUUGUAGUAUUAGACGAUAAUCAGCCAUAUAUUUUGCAACAGCCUCAAGGACAGCCUGGUAAUGAAUUCAUACUACCAGAACUUGGGGCAAAUGAUGGUAUAUUACAAGCGGCAGCUGCGGGGUCAGAUAUCAAUUCAACGGACGAGCUUGUCAUGGUUUUAACGGAUCACGAUUAUCAGGACGAGCAGAACAAUGGACAGGGAGACAAUUCGAACAUAGUCGUCCUUUACAGUCAUCCCGUGGAGGGCCAACAAGGACAAUUUAUAACAUCUCAGGGUAACUUACUAGUAAAUUCGCAAGGAAUGCUGGAAAUCCGAAAUGGGGCGGCUAUAACUACGACAGCCGGACAACUUUUAGUGAAUACCACUGAUAAUACCAUAACUACCCAAGCCUCACCAUCUCCCAUAGAAUCGAUAGAAUUGAUAAGGAAGGAAAUCGAAUCUGGUGACGGCACCGGAAAUGGUGAUAAUAGUGCAGAGAACACGCAUGUCGAAGAGGGACAACAACAUGAAGUUGUUCACACAGAACCGGAAUCUGUUGAACACAGUGAAGAAGCAGAAAGAGAAGAGGAACCAACGACUCAAGCUGAAACUAACGGAGUAAAUAGUUCGCUGGAUACCACCGAUUCUUUACAGGAAGAACCUAUGGAGGUUGAGGAAAUUGGUCCACCUCAAAUUCAAACUAAUGCGCCUGAGGAGAUUCCAGAAAUUAAUCAAAAAGAAGAAGUUUUAAAGGAAGAAAAAAGGUAUCCGUCAUCGUUCGAAGGUGAACACGCUCCAGAAAGGAAUCUAGCCGAUAUUUUAGAUAUUCCACCGUUAGAAGCAACGGACGAUGAGGGCCACGACAUACCCCCAGUUCAAGCUCAAAACAACACAGUUGAGUUAAACGAAGCCACCGAUCUUAAUGAUUCCGGAGACGGUUUGAUUCUUAACGAUACGUCCAGUUAUGAAUCAAUGGAAGUCGAUGGUAUAACAACGAACAUAGAGGCCGAACCGAUUCAGCAAAAUAGUCAAGUUGUCGAAAUCACCAAGGAUGAAGUAUAUACUCAGUCCUGUUCAGAAACUGAUAAUAGCGCAUCACUAGAACAGCACUCUUCCGAAGAAUAUGCUUCGCUAGAUCGAGCAUCAUUAGAGCACCACGCAUCGUCAGAGCAACUGUCACUAGAAAACCACGCUUCAUUAGAACAAGCAUCGAUAGAACAGCCACAUGCGUCGUUAGAACAGCACCAAUCAGAAGAACACCCAUCCUUAGAAGGACUUUCUAUAGAGUCGCAACCCGACAAAUCUCUAGAAGAGUCAAAUGUACAAACAGACAGCUUUAUAAGCCAGGAGGAAAAUCAAAACGCAUCCAAUGAGCUACUAUCAAAUGUUGAGCAUCAGUUUGCCAGUGAAAUCUGUUCAGAAAUACAGGAAACCAAAGAGAAUGAAAAUUGCCAGAUGGAGAAUGAAAAUAACGAAAACGUCGAGGCCGAACAGUUUCAGGAAAACGCAACCUUGGAACAGAUUCAACACAACGCAGCAUCAGAACAGAUUCAUGAAAAUGUCGACCUGGAACAGAUUCACGAAAACGUAGACCUGGAACAGAUUCAUGAAAAUGCCGAUCCGGAACAGGUUCACGAAAAUAUAGACACGGAACAGAUUCAUGAAAAUAUUGACACAGAACAGACUAAUGAAAGUUUAGAUACAGAACAGAUUCAUGAAAAUCUAGAAUCUGAACAGAUUCAGCAAAAUAUGGAACAGGAACAUAUUCAGCAAAACGACAAUAGUAUUCAGUCGCAUUUUUGAGGAUUUCACUGACGUUGUCUCA